Molecule: messenger RNA, 578 nt
Organism: Symbiodinium necroappetens
Lineage: Eukaryota; Dinophyceae; Suessiales; Symbiodiniaceae
Source: the annotation of a GenBank genome assembly
GUGGCAACGUGUACGGCCAGCGUUUGCCCCACACUCUGGGCGGACGCUUCAGCUGGGCUGGUCAGCGUUACGUUGAGCGCAGCGUGCGCUUGUCAACGCUGACUGAUGUCAUGUUGAGUGGGAACGAGGGUGUCAUCACCAAAAGGUGUCAGAUCUUCGUGCCUUACUACGACAAGCAAGUGCCGUGGCAUGAGAACCUACCGGCCCCGGCUGUACCAGCCGAGCCGGUUAGAUGGCUACCAGUCGCGUUGUGGCUGCUGGUCAUGUUCCCUGCGAACUUCUUCAGCUUCCUGGUGGAUGAGUUGGCGCGUCUGGCCGUGUGGCUGACUGUGAGGCAGCAGCGCAUACCCUUGCUUGUUCCUGCAGACCGCGGGCAGCUGAAGCCCUUCAUGUACGACUGGCUUGCGCUUCUUGGAGGCUUCGAAGUGAUACCCUACGAUGCCAAGGGCUCAAAGCGUGUCGCUUCUCGACUCUGUGCCGUUAAACAUCGAAAACCCUCAUUAGCACAAAAUCUGAGAUCUUGCCCUAAAUACCCUGAGCCCGAUGGACUUGAAAGCUGCACACCUUCCGAAACCUAG